Molecule: messenger RNA, 792 nt
Organism: Pseudomyrmex gracilis
Lineage: Eukaryota; Metazoa; Arthropoda; Insecta; Hymenoptera; Formicidae
Exons: 3
Coding region: 242-703 (153 amino acids)
Source: RefSeq, a predicted model, not a curated record
ACAAUUCGCGUUUAACCAGACUCGACUUGGUGCGACUUCACAUGUGUAAAGGCAUUAUUACAGAAACGUUUAAAAAAAGCUCACUCGUCGUUGAGUGGGGCCGAGUUAUGACGCAACUAAUUAUGAAGAGUCAAAUCUCUAUCGAAAAAUCUCUAUCUUCAUUAACAGGAUUGCGAAGAAUCUGCAAUUGAUAAAAUUGCAAAUUCAAUUUCUUGUUUAUAAACCUUGUAAAACAUCGGCAAUGUGGAUUCUUUGUGUGGUAAUUGCACUCUGUCAAAUUAUAAUUUUGUUGAUGUUGUCCGGAAUUCUCUUUUCCGUUGCUGCUGUUUCACGUUUGAUGGAAAUAACGAUUCUCUUGGUACAUCCCACUGCUUUAUUCUUAUUGCGACAAUCCACAAAUUUGAUCAUUGUUUUAACAAUCCUGAUGGCAGAAAUGACAUCCUCGGUGUUCCACAAACUGUGUACACAUGUAAAGAGUGACGAAGCAAAGUGUGAUAAAGCAAAUCUACGGCAAACAUUGUCUGUAAAUAUGCAAACUCCUUUCAUUCCGUAUAAGAGAUGCGUUCUCGAAGAAUUACCUGAAGAGAUUCGACCUUUAAAAAUCGAAUCUCCUGCUUCAUCGUCAGCAUAUAAAGGAAUUAUUGAACCUUUCAAGGAUCAGUCGGAAGACAAUAGUUCGACGAAAGUAUCAACUACGAACUAAGAUAUCUACUAUGGAUUAUAUAUCAGAAAAAACGUAUUUAUACAAAAAAUAUUUAUUUACACAACUUUAUAUACAUGUGUAUAUUGUAA